This is a messenger RNA of Lepisosteus oculatus (spotted gar), 2145 nucleotides long. RefSeq names its product STN1 subunit of CST complex (gene stn1). Gene Ontology annotation, molecular function: single-stranded telomeric DNA binding. Lineage: Eukaryota; Metazoa; Chordata; Actinopteri; Semionotiformes; Lepisosteidae. Gene Ontology annotation, cellular component: CST complex. The record is from RefSeq and is a predicted model, not a curated record. Gene Ontology annotation, biological process: telomere capping.
CUUGGAUUUCACAGUGUACAAUAAAAGGUAGAUUUAUCAUUCUUUGGAAUACUCGUUAACUCCGAAAGCAAGAGUUGAUGCGUGAAUCUGAAGGGCCAUCUGAUGCAGAGAGAGAAAGGAAGCUCUGAGGAGGAGCCCCCUUCUCUCCUCUGGGGUCUAGAUCCCAUCUUCUCUACGUUUGCCAGACUGUACAUUAAAGACAUUUUGCAAAUGAAGGAGUCCUGUCAGGUCCCAGGUAUAUUUUUCUACUGCUCACACCCAAUUUGCAAAGUGGAUGUUUUAGGAACUGUGGUGUAUAAAAGAGAGCGAGAGGACUUCUUCUGCUAUGGAGUGGAUGAUGGCACAGGGGUCAUUAACUGUCUCUGCUGGAAGGAUGAGCAAUGGAAAGAGGAUUCUGAAGCUCUUAAAUCAGUAGCCAAGCCACAAGGUCCCACACUGAGCGGGUUUAACCUGGCAGAACAGUUCCAGAAACUGCAGCUGGCCCAGCGGAGAAGCUCCUAUCUGGAGAUUGGAGACCUUCUGAGGGUCAGAGGCCCUGUCAAGACUUCCAGACAGCAGAGGGAAAUCAGCGCCUCCGCCUACUGUAAGAGAAAAUUGUACCUUGACAUUUUAGAUAAAGUGGAAGACCCAGUGCUGGCAGUGCAGAUCUCUCGGAUGAUGGAAGUUCCCCAGCUCUAUCGGAGGUUCUAUGACAAACCCUUUCAAGUUCCACACGGUCUGCAGGAGAGAUCAAGUGACUGUGAUUUGGAGGGGGUCACGUCACUUCCCAGCCUGCUUGGACAGGUGUGCUUAAGCCUGAAAGACUUCCUGAGAAAGGAAGCUGUCCAGAGCUUCCACCCCAAUGACCUGGAGACAGUGAAUUCACUCGUGUCACUAGCUAGCCAUGAUCUUCAGAAUGGCCCAGAUCAGCAGCAAGCUGCCAGAUCCUUGUCAACCUCAAAACAAAUACACAGUGUGUUCAGAGAGGCCAUUCAAGUUCUGCAGGAAGAAGGGCUGUUGUUCCGGAAAGCUGGUUCUCAAGAGGAGGUCUACCAGGUAACUGAGCAGGAUAAGGAGCUACACAGGGUGACCAAAGAAAUUAUCUGUGAGGACUCUAGGCGAGAGAAAUAUGCAGAAAAGGGCUGCCAUUUCCUGCAUAUCCUGUCCUGUGUGAGGCAGAGCUAUAGCCGCAAUAUCAGCGAGGCUGCCAUGCGCCUGGUCCUGAGCGCACUGGAGUGCAACAGUGAUAUAAUCAGCACCACGGACAGCCACUAUACAGCCCUCUGACAGGACGCCACCCCUCAUGAAUCUGUGUGGGUGAUGGUCAGACAGGAGUGUUCUCCGUUACAUAGAGGAACCUUUAAUGAGCUUUUUUCAAAUCUGUAUCCUGUUGACAACCAUGGCCAAGGUACAAAGAAUAAGAGACUGGGAAUGGUCCAGUGGAGAUGUAAGUCAAACUAGCACAAAGGCAGCAGAGUCUGAAACAGGGCAUGUUCCACUUCAUGACUCCAGUGAUUUAUGUCUUGUUUCUGUUUAUUGCAUCAUGCAGUACCACUCCUGAAAGUAAAGACUGUAGGAGAUCCAUAGGUUGUUAGACAGAUUACUGUGACAGAGUUGUCAUGCACUUUUAAUCUGUUGCUUUUCAAAUAAUGGCAUCACUUGUGCAAAAUACAAAUAACACAUGGAGUAUACUUUAUUAUUGUUAAUCGAGGGAAAGCCAAAGCUUGGUCAUUCAUUUAAGUGAAAUCAGUGCAUCCAAUGCGUUAACAGCGCAUGAACUAUGUUAAACGUAGUCUGCAACAGGAAGCAGGUUUCUAAGGGUUUGGGACGCUAGAUGGCGCUGCUUGACAGCGAAUUUUACGUUUGGGCUCUGGAAAAGAGCGUCGAUCUUGGUGGAUAGAUUUUUUUGUUUAAUUUUUUGAAGUUUUUAAAAUGCUUAUUUGUAUAAAUUAUUUUGUAUUUUCAAGUUACAUUAUAUUUUAUGCUCACAUUAUGCUGUAAUAAAAUGUAAUCUGGAUAAAGCGGUUAGAAAGAGGAUAAAAUAACUAAUAUUAUGUGAUCUUUAUCGGUUUUCCAUGUAUUUUUGUCUUGAUGGCAUGAAAAAGGAAAAGGUACUUACAUAUUUUUAAUAAUAAAUUGACAGAAAAUGUUUUUAAAACAUUUUAU